Molecule: messenger RNA, 1311 nt
Organism: Oncorhynchus masou masou (cherry salmon)
Lineage: Eukaryota; Metazoa; Chordata; Actinopteri; Salmoniformes; Salmonidae
Product: scavenger receptor cysteine-rich type 1 protein M130-like
Exons: 7
Coding region: 43-1311 (422 amino acids)
Biological process (GO): zymogen activation
Cellular component (GO): plasma membrane
Molecular function (GO): serine-type endopeptidase activity
Source: RefSeq, a predicted model, not a curated record
GUAGACUUGUUUCGCUCAGUGGAACCCCAGUUAGAGGCAGAUAUGAUACCUGCACUGGUACUGACGACCCUGUUGUGGUUCACAGAUCUCCAGGCUCAAAGCGUCAGUCCACCAGCUGAACUCUCAGUGAGACUGGUGGAUGGGACCACUUCCUGUUCUGGGACAGUGGAAGUCUUCUACAGAGGAGAGUGGUUGGGUCUAUGUCCUAGUUGGUGGAGCAUGAUGAGAGAGGUUAAGAUUGUGUGUAGACAGCUGGACUGUGGGAAUCCUGUAUCUGAAUCUAGAGGACCUCUGAUUGAAGAUGGAAGAAGAGGAGUCACGAUGUGGAGUUGUAGGAGAGAUGAGUCUUCAAUUAGACAGUGUGACAUCAUAGGAGGACCUGGUGUCUGUGAUGGUGGAUAUUAUCAUCAUGUGACCUGUUCAGACUCUGUGCGGCUUGUGGAUGGAGCUGGUCUCUGCUCUGGGAGAGUGGAGGUGAAGUCCAAUCAGUCCUGGGCCUCAGUGUGUGAAGCUGACUUUGACCAGCAGGAUGCAGAGGUAGUCUGUAGGGAUCUUGGCUGUGGGGCUCCUGCAGCUCUACAGGGGGGGCUCUAUGGAGAAGGUGAGGGUCAGACCUGGGAUAAAGAGUUCCAGUGUAAAGGCAAAGAGUCCCUUCUCCUGGACUGUGACACCUCAGACAGAGAGAACAACACCUGCCUACCUGGUAAUGCUGUUGGACUCACCUGCUCAGAGCCUGAUGAUGUGAGGCUGGUGGGAGGAGGCAGUCGCUGUGCUGGUGGAGUGGAGUGGAACGACCAGGGAGAGUGGAGAAUUGUGGGAGCUGAUGACUGGGACCAGAGGGAUGUAGCUGCAGUAGUGUGUAGACAGCUGGGUUGUGGCUCCACUGUUUCAGCACUACCUGGAAACACCACUGGAGGGUUCAGAGUUUCCUGUUCUGAGUCUGAGUCUUCACUGAGGGAGUGUUCCAGAGGUUAUGAUCUCCGUCCUGGACUCACAGUGAUCUGCUCAGUGUCUGUGCGGCUUGUGGAUGGAGCUGGUCUCUGCUCUGGGAGAGUGGAGGUGAAGUCCAAUCAGUCCUGGGCCUCAGUGUGUGAAGCUGACUUUGACCAGCAGGAUGCAGAGGUAGUCUGUAGGGAUCUUGGCUGUGGGGCUCCUGCAGCUCUACAGGGGGGGCUCUAUGGAGAAGGUGAGGGUCAGACCUGGGAUAAAGAGUUCCAGUGUAAAGGCAAAGAGUCCUUUCUCCUGGACUGUGACACCUCAGACAGAGAAAACAACACCUGCCCACCUGGUAAUGCUAGCCUGAUGAUGUGA